UUGUCAGAUUUUCACAGCUGUUACUCUCUAUGUAGAACAUAGACGAUGGAACCACUGACCGCCCAUACAGUCAUGCUCUGGUUGCUGGAAUUGACCGCUAUCCCCGUAAGGUUACCACGACCAUGGGCAAGAAGAAGAUUGCCAAAAGGUCAAAGAUCAAGGCCUUUGUCAAAGUAUUCAACUACAACCAUCUUAUGCCAACCAGAUACUCUGUAGAUAUCCCUUUGGACAAGACUGUUGUCAACAAAGACAUCUUCAGAGAUCCUGCUCUAAAGCGCAAAGCUAGACGAGAGGCAAAGAUGAAGUUUGAGGAGAGGUACAAGACGGGGAAAAACAAGUGGUUCUUCCAGAAGCUCAGAUUCUAAAGUCGCAUGGUUUCACAAUAAAUGUUUAAAAAACAAACAAAAAA
Messenger RNA from Cynoglossus semilaevis (tongue sole), 409 nucleotides. RefSeq names its product ribosomal protein L27 (gene rpl27). Gene Ontology annotation, biological process: translation. The record is from RefSeq and is a predicted model, not a curated record. Lineage: Eukaryota; Metazoa; Chordata; Actinopteri; Pleuronectiformes; Cynoglossidae. Gene Ontology annotation, molecular function: structural constituent of ribosome. Gene Ontology annotation, cellular component: ribosome. Bases 123 to 365 code for a protein of 80 amino acids. The transcript has 3 exons.